Messenger RNA from Trichoplusia ni (cabbage looper), 755 nucleotides. RefSeq lists its product as uncharacterized. The transcript has 2 exons. NCBI's taxonomy places the organism in Eukaryota, Metazoa, Arthropoda, Insecta, Lepidoptera, Noctuidae. The record is from RefSeq and is a predicted model, not a curated record. The coding region runs from base 139 to 708 and encodes 189 amino acids.
UUACGUUUUAAUUAGUUUGCUAAUCAUAAAUUGUCAGAUCUGAACGCACCGCCCAUUGCGAAACAAAUGUGAUCCGCGAAACACCGAAAUACAGGUAAGUGCGAUAAUUGUCGCGAACUGGGCCAAUCAAUAUUAUUCAUGUUGAGUAUAAAAGGGUGGUUACUUUUGGGAUCAACAUCAGUUGCAAGCGAGACAUCGACAAUGCAUACUAUUAUCAUCAUCAGCUCUAUCCUGGCGUGCGCGGCGGCGGCCCCGGCCUACCUGCUAGCUGAGCAGGCUCACGUCAUCCACUCCAUCCCCUCAAAGUCCACCUACACCCAAAGCAGCCAGGUCGUCGACCACGGCAGCACCCACGUCUACCACGCUCCCAUCGCCACCUACCACUCAGUCCCCGUAGUCCAUUCGAAGAGCACUAUCACUGCCGCCAACCAUGUUGUCGACCACGGAAGCACCUACAUCCAGCCAGUGCACGCCGUCAGCGUCAUGCCCGUCCACGAAGUGUACCACAUCCCCAAGACGACCGUGACCAAGAGCAACCAAGUCGUGAACCACGGCUCCACCACCUUGGUCCACGCCCCCGUGGUGUACCACUCGUCUCCGCUGGUGAGCCUGAAGACCGGAGACUCGGCGGUGACCCACCAAAGCUCCACGGUACACGAGACCGUGCCUGUUGUCAAGUCGCUCGAGUACUACUCUCUUCACCACUGAUUUGUUUUGUUGAUUUUGUUUGAUUAAAUGUUUUGUAAUAUCUAUUA